UUAUCAGUGAUGGAUGCAGGAGUCUGAUUUGAUUGACAGUUCAACCUAAACAGAAGUAAAAAAAAAACUGGACUGCACCUCAUUAAAUGAAACUACAAGCAAGAACAGCUCCCAGUAGGAGGAAAAGGAAAAGCAAUAACAUCAGGUCAGACUUGGGAGGAUUGUUUGCCUCUGUGCAAUUGGAUCUGUGUGCAUUGAUUUUAAACAGACUCAGGAGGUAAAAAUGAAUUGGAGCAGGUGGCACCCCAUGUUGCUAUGGCUCCUGAGCUUCAGCUGCAGUGCUGUAAGUGAAGAAAAUUAUGUUCAUGAAUCAGUAAAGAAUCAAACUGGAGUGACAACUGAUCCUGAAGUGCAAGUGGACUACUGCCCUGCUGACUGCAGUUGUAACCUGGAUGGAACUGUGAACUGCGCUGGGGUGGAUCUAAAGGAAUUUCCCAAGAACUUAUCGCAAUCAAUACUGCAUCUGUCUUUGCAGAACAAUGCUUUAGAAGUGAUCCCACUGGAGGAGUUAUCAAGGCUGCAGAGUCUGGAGACUUUCAACUUACAGAAUAACCGGCUUACAUCUAAAGGUCUACCUGAUGAUGCAUUCCGUUCUCUAAAGAAUUUGCUGUAUUUGUACCUGGCGAACAAUAAGCUAACAGUCGCUCCAAAAUACCUGCCGAAAACCUUGAUUAGUGCAGAUCUUGCAGCCAAUUACCUUACAAAGAUCUAUCCCCUCACUUUUGGGCAGAAGCCAAAUCUAAGGUCUAUCUAUCUCCAUAACAAUAAACUUACAGAUGCAGGAUUACCUGAUCAUAUGUUCAAUGGAUCCGAUGGUGUCGGAAUAUUAAUCAUGUCCAGUAAUUUCUUGAAGUAUGUUCCCAAGAAUUUGCCAAAAGGACUAUUCAGAUUACAUUUAAAGAACAACAAACUGGAAAAGAUUCCGAAAGGAGCUUUCGAUAAUCUUUCAAAUCUCCGUGAACUAUACCUUCAUAAUAAUUACAUAACCAAUGAAGGAAUAGACAAUGAAACAUUUUGGAAACUGUCAAGCUUGGAAUACCUGGAUUUGUCAAGCAACAAUCUGACUCAAAUACCAAGUGGGUUACCUCGAAAUAUUAUCCUCCUACACUUGGAGAAAAAUGCUAUUAAAUCAAUACCUGCUAACUGGUUGACACAGAUAAAAAAUCUUGAAUACCUCCUGCUUCAUAAUAACAAGAUAAGGGCAAAAGCAAUUCACCCACUUGCAUUCAAGGGACUUAAAAAGCUCCAUACCUUUCACCUCUACAAUAAUUUGCUUGAAAGAAUUCCAAGUGGCUUACCACGACGGGUGAAGACAUUAAUGCUUCUCCACAAUCAGAUCUCAGAAAUUUCCAGAAAUGAUUUUGCUUACACAUACUUUUUGACAGAACUUAAUUUGAGUUACAACAAAUUAACAAGUCCCAAAAUCCACCCAGAAGCAUUUCGGAAAAUGAGGCUGCUUGAAUCGUUGGAUUUUUCUGGAAAUAAUCUGAAUGUAGUGCCCAGUGGCCUGCCAAAGAACUUGCACAUAUUGAAGCUGAAGGAAAAUGAAAUCAACUCAAUUCCUGAUGGCUCACUCUCAGGAAUGACAAAACUUAAGGAGCUCUUCCUGAGUAAUAACAAACUUAAACUGAACUCUGUCUAUCCAGGGGCAUGGAAGCAACUGUCGGCACUCCAGCUUUUGGAUCUAUCAGGCAAUCAACUCUCCUAUAUUCCUACUGAUCUGCCAGAGUCUCUUCAGUACAUUUACCUCCAGAACAAUCAAAUUUCUGUCAUUCCAGAGAAUGCCUUUGAAUCCACACCUAACAUUAAAGGGAUUUUUCUUAGAGACAACAGUCUAACAACUACUAAAGUAAAAGGAACAGCAUUUGAAAAGCUGAAGUUCUUACAAGUACUGGAUAUGGGUGCGUACACAGAGUCCUCUUCCACAUCCACAAAGGAGAACGGCACCUCAGAAGACAAUUCAGAGAAUAAUGCUGACCAAGCUAUUCAGAAUGACAAGUAAUCGCCCAUGAAAAAUAAUCAAGACAUUUAGCAUUGUGUUUUCCAUAUACAAAAGUUGUGUAUGUUUAUUCUAGCCAUUAUUACCUCUUUGGAGUAGUCCCUUUCCCACAGCUUCAAGCUCUCUCCAGUCUACCCUACCCAAUGAUGACUUAGAUCCCUGUUGUCUUUCACCUCCCUCACUACUCACUCAUUUCAUCUAACUGCAUCCUUGAUAUCAUCUCAUCCCAGUUCAAGCAUUCAGCUUCACCUCCUCAGCCUCAAUCUUGCUGAUAUCAUCACCCAUGAAAAAUAAUCAAGACAUUUAGCAUUGUGUUUUCCAUAUACAAGUGUUUUGUGUGUCUUCCAUCCAAAUCAGUGGACUUUUCCUAUCACCCUUAAGAAAGUCUCCCUAAUUUCACAAAUUUUCCAGUCGUCCAGUUGUCUUUCACUACUAGUGUGUUGAUUUACAUCCACAGUUUCGCUACUCCUUAUCCAGUUAUCCCGAAUCCAGUUUAUUUGCUGCCAUGACUAUGCUAGUUAAAGAGUCAAACAAUAUCCCAUGUCCUCAGCCUCCUUGGUCUUUCUGACACAUCUAACACCAUUGGCAUUCAACCUUCCCCUAAUUUGCAGUCUGCCACAGGGCCGAUGCCUCGUAUUCUGAAAUCUUACCUCUCUCAAUAUUGGCAUUAUCACCAACGUCACUUCCUUCUCUGUUCACCUGAUCACUCCCGGUUCUGUCGUUCAUUCCAUUCACAUCUAUAGUAUUAUUAAGAUUUAAGAACAGAGUUAGUUUCCAUAAUCUGUUUUUGCCACAAUUUAUUCUGAACCAAGGGUUAUUGCUUUUGGUUUUGAAAUCGCCAGUGAGAUAGUAAUUGGGCCAAAGCUUCCCUUAGCUGUUGCUCUUUCGCCCCCUAUGCCUCUGGCCUCCAUUCCAUCAACCUCCUUAUCAAUAUCUCAACCGGAACCAACAGGUGUGAAAAAGUGGUAUUCCAUUUAGCCCUGAAAUAAAAACAAAAUUCUGGAAAGACUCAACAAGCAAGUCAGUAUCUGUGGAGAGGGAAAAACAGCAUUAAUGUUUCAGAAUGAUGGCCAUUUAACAGAACUGGGAAAAGUUAGAAAUCAUGAUUUGAGCUGCAGUGAAGGGGAAGGGAUGCAGAGAACAAAGGGGAUGUCUGUGAUAGAGACCAAGAGAGACCAAAUGACACAAAAGUAGUGAUGGUGCCGGUGCUGGCUGAGAGAUUGCGAGGAAGGCUGAUCCACCUGAAGGUGAUGCAAAUAGAAGGAAACGGAUGAAACAAAGGCAAGAAAAAAAAUGACUGGAACCGUGAGGUACAAAAUACUACCGUUGCUGGAAAACUGAAAUAAAAGAAAUAUGUUGUAAGUACCCAGCAGACAACCUUUGCAAAGAGUGAAAAACAAUGUUUCUGUUAUAGGUUGAUGACCUUUCAUCAGAACUGGCCAACACUGAUACAAACUGGAACAGCUGACUAUCAGAAAUUGUGGGAUUCAAUUUGAAACCCACGGGCUGCAGCUGCCUUGCUGGAAGGUGGGAUGUUGUUCCUUGACCUUCCUGGUGCAAUUGUAGGAGGCCAAAGAUAGAGACAUCAGAGUGCAGGUAGAAUGGAGAAUUAAAGUAACAGGCCACUAAAAGCUCAGCAUGGUUUCUCUCUCCACAGAUGCUACCUGACCUCUGUGUAUUUUCAACAGUUUUUAUUUCAGACUUCCAGCAUCAGUACUUUUUUUUCCUUUUCAAUUAAUGUUCAUCCUUGAAUUCAGUUUUCUCUUUCACCACUGAAUCUCUGUUAUCUUUCCAACACUUUUAACCUCAGCUUCCAUCCAUGGCUUUCUGUCAGCAAAAUCCUGAUACAUGCCUUAAUUAUCCUUAGGCUUGCCUUUUUUUCCUUCAUAGCUGGGAUUCCCCAUCUCAACUCUCCACAGGAUUCAUUAGAUAAAAACAGUCCAUGUUUUCACCCAGAUUAAGUCUCAUCCCCCUAUUAUCUGCUGCCUCCAAACUUACCAAAUGACUGUCUCCCAGAUGUUCUUAAGGUUUUCCAAUUGUCUUGUUCUUUUCUCCUGCCCUUCAUCCAGUGCAUAGCUACACAUCUCAAAUACCUGCCCUCUCCUCAAUAUUUACAACUUUUCUUUUUGUCACAGAGUUUUGCUGAAAUUUUGUUGCUCACUCUCUUGCCUGAACACCAUCCUUCCUGCCUCCAACAGCCUUAAAGUCAUUCCUCUCCUCUUCAGUCUCACCAUUAUUCUCCUGUAUCACCAUUUUACUUCCCUUUGGUCAUGUUCCACGUCCACAUUGUUUUCUUCAUCAGUGUAAAAUAAUCUGAGACAUCUUCUGUACAUAAAGAAUAUGGUAUAAAAAUAUGAUUUGUUUGCAGGGGAAGACAAUGGCAGAGUUGCUAUUACUGUACCUUUAUAAAUAAACCAGCUGAUUGUGUUUGUAUCCAUAAAUUACUCAGAACAGAUCCUCAAAUAACAGAAAUCUAUUUAUCUGUUAUAUAUCUUAACUCUGAAUUUCAACGAGAGUUUAAACUUCUUUUAUUGAAUGUGUCUAUCCCCCUCCUUUCAAAGGAUGUUCCACAAUCAUUGAAUAAUACAACUCAAAGGACUCCAUCCAGUCCACUGUGCCUGUGAUGAUGUGAAAAGCAACUCUGACUAUUGAUAUACAUGAUAAAAUAUCAUAUGAGAGUAUUGCAACAAGUUCAUUUUGACAAUGAAAUUUAUAACAUAGGAUUUGAACAUGUUACUAAUUGGGUGUUUUUAGCCUGGACAUUAAUUUUCAACAGGAAUGGUUUGAG
Molecule: messenger RNA, 4787 nt
Organism: Pristis pectinata (smalltooth sawfish)
Lineage: Eukaryota; Metazoa; Chordata; Chondrichthyes; Rhinopristiformes; Pristidae
Gene: podn
Product: podocan
Exons: 10
Coding region: 224-2002 (592 amino acids)
Molecular function (GO): protein binding
Source: RefSeq, a predicted model, not a curated record